AUGGUUACAGCAUCAUAUGGCAUCACGAUUAUCGAUUUACAGAAUAAUGAUGUUGAGUUCCCUCAAGGAAGUACAAUUAAAUGUAGAAACGGUUAUUUGCUAAUUAUUGGAAAACCGUAUUUUCGUUCAGAGGCAUACUUUCUGUCUAAUACUGUUUCUUAUGAUGGUUCCAAAACACUGGUGAGAAAAUUAAAUGCAUGCACAGUAAUUAGCGAAAUUAUUGAUGUAUUGGACGACAUGAUUGGAGGUUGGGCAGUUAUUUAUUACAGGAAGGAUUUCAAGAAAGUAUUGCUUGGACGUGACGUAUUUGGCCGAAAAAGUUUGCUGUGGAGACGAGUGGAUAAAAAACUUUAUUUUUCCACUUUCGCUUGCGAUCGGCUGUGCAGCUGGUACUAUGUGCCAUCGGGCACGGUGACUGUUCUUGAUUUUUGCAGUGAAGAAAAUACCACUAUAUUUCAUGCUUUCGAAGUUAGCGGACCGUGGUUAGAACAAUUUAAUAAGCUGUAUCGAGUGCAAAGAAAAGUAGUUUCGGAAAGAUUUAUACCUUCUAAUGAACUCUGUUUAAAAAAUAUAAUUCGCGAAGAUAUGGCGAAGAUUAUGUUGAAACAACUGAAAGAAGCUGUAUGCCGUACAGUUUCUAGCUUGGAUAUUUUUACAAAAUGUAUAUCAUUAUCAUUCAGUGGUGGUGUAGACAGUUUGUUAGUUGCUCAUUUAAUGGCUCAAUGUAUGCCGCAAAAUGUACUAUUGGAUUUAGUGAAUGUCGCUUUUGCUAAGAGGAAGAAUUAUGAUGAAGCUCCAGACCGACAACAAAGUAAAAAAGCAUUCAAAUAUUUAAAGUCUUGUUAUCCUGAACUCUCCUUUCGUCUGCUUCUGGUUGAUGUUGAUCUCAAUGAAUUGGCGCAUUGCCGAAAAAAGUACAUAUCAAGUGCAGUUGCUCCAGCUUGCUCUGUGUUAGAUGAUUCGAUUGGAUGCGUGCAAUGGUUCGCCGCUCGUGGAGAAGGACUCCUGUUUGAAGAUGAGAAAAAACCCUUCGUACCUGAAAAAUCAGAAGCUGUAACUGUAGUUGUUGGUAGUGGUGCAGAUGAAUUGUUUGGUGGUUACAUGCGGCAUAGAACUACCUAUUUAAAGAGAGGAAGAAAUGCUGUAGUGGAGGAAUUGCAUGAAGAACUAAGAAACAUUGGUGAAAGAAAUCUUGGGCGUGAUGAUAGAGUGGUUUCAAGUCUAGGCAAAGAUCUAAAGUCUCCAUUUCUUGAUGAUUUAUUUGUUGAAUGGGUUACCUCCUUACCUCUAGAAUACAGAAGCGACUUUACGCAACCUCGAGGGAUUGGAGAAAAGUGGUUGGUGCGAGAGGCAUUAAAGCUACUGGGAACACCACAGUCGUUAUGUCUCACUCCGAAACGUGCUAUGCAAUUUGGUACCAGAAUAGCAAAAUUGGAAAAUCGAGGAGAAAGAGGAAAUGAUUUUUGUCCUAGACUUUUGGAAGAAUGA
Molecule: messenger RNA, 1488 nt
Organism: Brugia malayi
Lineage: Eukaryota; Metazoa; Nematoda; Chromadorea; Rhabditida; Onchocercidae
Exons: 10
Coding region: 1-1488 (495 amino acids)
Molecular function (GO): asparagine synthase (glutamine-hydrolyzing) activity
Source: RefSeq, a predicted model, not a curated record